UCACAAUCUCGCGAUAUGAGGCUUUUGACGUCUGGAUUAGCUGUCCGGCAGAAACCAAGGAGCUGGCUAUUUACGGCGUUGCGGGACGUCUAAGCAGCAAUCCGGGACGUGUUAAGAAUAUCGGGUUUGUUUGGCGGCAUGCAGUAGUGUUGUGGUUUGUAUUGGGGGUCUCGCAUGAGUUCCCCGGAUAAGAGGCGGCAGCAGGAGAGAGCGGGAGCCCCGGAGCCAGAGGAAAGGAGGACCAACACCCCCCGCAGCAGCCCGGGACACAGCCCUGAAGGAGACAGAUCACCAGGAGACCCUCAUUCAGAGAAUCUAGAAAAUAGCCGAAUGAAGCGAGCAGCUGCAAAGCAUCUAAUAGAACGCUACUACCACCAGUUAACUGAGGGUUGUGGAAAUGAAACCUGCACGAAUGAAUUUUGUGCUUCCUGUCCCACUUUUCUUCGUAUGGAUAACAAUGCAGCAGCCAUUAAGGCCCUCGAGUUGUAUAAGCUUAAUGCAAAACUCUGUGAUCCUCAUCCUUCCAAGAAAGGAACAAGCUCAUCUUAUCUAGACAACAAUUCGAAAAGCUCCCAUAACAACUCCUGCACACAAAGAAAGAUGAAUAAGAAAGCCCUACAUGGACCCAGAGACGACUAUAAAGAUGUCACUUACUUAUCUGAAGAAAAAGUGUAUGAAAUUCUUGAAUUGUGUAGAGAAAGAGAAGACUACUCACCUUUAAUUCGAGUGAUCGGUAGAGUUUUUUCCAGCGCAGAAGCUUUGGUUCAAAGUUUCCGAAAAGCAAAGCAGCAUACAAAGGAAGAGCUAAAAUCCUUGCAAGAAAAGGAUGAAGAUAAGGAUGAAGAUGAGAAAGAAAAAGCUGCAUCAUUCGCUGCUGCAAUGGAAGAAGAUUCUGUGGCAUCAUCCUCAAGGUUAAGUGACCAUUCACUAGGAGACAACAACAUACAGAAACUAGGCCCUGAAGAAGUGUCUCUAGAUAUAGAAGCAGUUCGACGGGUGUAUCACAGGUUACUUGCUAAUGAGAAAAUCGAAGCUGCCUUUCUAAAUGCACUUGUAUACCUUUCUCCUAAUGUGGAAUGUGACUUAACUUAUCAUAAUGUUUAUUCACGAGAUCCCAACUAUCUCAACUUGUUUAUAAUCGUCAUGGAGAAUGGUAAUCUCCAUAGUCCUGAAUACCUGGAAAUGGCGUUACCGUUAUUUUGCAAAGCAAUGAGCAAACUACCAUUAACAGCACAAGCAAAGUUGAUCUGUCUCUGGUCAAAGUACAGUGCUGAGCAGAUUCGCCGAAUGAUGGAAACAUUUCAGCAACUUAUAACCUAUAAAGUUAUAAGCAAUGAGUUCAACAGUCGAAAUUUAGUCAACGAUGACGAUGCUAUUGUUGCAGCAACAAAGUGCUUAAAAAUGGUUUACUAUUCAAAUGUUGCUGGUGGAGAGAUUGAAACCGACCAUAAUGAAGAGGAAGACGACGAACCUGUUCCUGAGUCCAGUGAACUAACUCUGCAGGAACUGCUAGGGGAAGAACGACGGAACAAAAAGGGUCCACGAGUAGAUCCCCUUGAAACCGAACUCUGUGUUAAAACGAUUGAUUGCAGGAAACCUCUCAUCCCGUUCGAGGAAUUUGUUAACGAACCACUAAAUGAUGUCCUAGAAAUGGACAAAGAUUAUACUUUCUUUAAAGUAGAGACUGAAAACAAAUUCUCUUUUAUGACUUGCCCAUUUAUCCUAAAUGCAGUUACGAAGAAUCUUGGUCUGUAUUAUGACAACAGAAUCCGCAUGUACAGUGAAAGGCGAAUAACUGUUCUGUAUAGUCUAGUACAAGGACAACAACUUAACCCCUAUCUGAGGCUCAAAGUUCGGCGAGAUCACAUCAUUGAUGAUGCUCUUGUUAGGCUUGAGAUGAUUGCCAUGGAGAAUCCUGCAGAUUUGAAGAAGCAAUUAUAUGUGGAAUUUGAGGGAGAACAAGGAGUAGAUGAAGGAGGUGUUUCUAAAGAGUUUUUCCAAUUAGUUGUUGAAGAAAUUUUCAACCCUGAUAUUGGUAUGUUCACUUAUGAUGAGUCCACUAAACUCUUUUGGUUCAAUACAUCAUCUUUGGAGACAGAAGGACAGUUUACACUUAUUGGCAUUGUAUUGGGUCUUGCAAUUUACAAUAACUGCAUUCUAGAUGUGCAUUUUCCAAUGGUGGUAUAUAGAAAAUUAAUGGGGAAAAAAGGAACCUUCCGUGACCUUUCCGAUUCUCAUCCUGUUCUUUAUCAGAGUUUAAAAGAUUUGUUGGAGUACGAAGGUAGUGUUGAAGAUGAUAUGAUGAUGACUUUCCAGAUUUCUCAGACUGACCUCUUUGGAAAUCCUUUAAUGCAUGACUUAAAGGAAAAUGGAGAUACAAUCCCAAUUACAAAUGAGAACAGAAAGGAAUUUGUCAGUCUAUAUACAGACUAUAUUCUAAACAAAUCAGUCGAAAAGCAGUUUAAAGCCUUCAGGAGGGGCUUUCACAUGGUUACCAAUGAAUCACCUUUGAAAUAUCUGUUUAGACCAGAGGAAAUUGAACUUCUUAUUUGUGGAAGUAGGAACUUAGAUUUCCAAGCUCUGAAAGAUACUACAGAAUAUGAUGGUGGUUAUACCAGAGAUUCAAAUAUUAUUAAAGAGUUUUGGGAAAUUGUAAAUUCUUUCACUGAGGAACAGAAAAGAUUGUUCUUGCAAUUUACAACAGGGACGGACAGAGCCCCUGUAGGUGGGCUAGGCAAAUUAAAGAUGAUUAUAGCCAAAAACGGCCCUGAUACAGACAGGUUACCAACAUCUCAUACUUGCUUUAAUGUCCUUUUGCUUCCAGAGUACACAAAUAAAGAGAAACUGAAGGAGAGAUUGUUAAAGGCCAUCACUUAUGCUAAGGGGUUUGGUAUGCUCUAAAAAACAAAGGCAAGAGUUCUCAAAAUGAAAAAAGGGAUAACAAUUCAAACUGAUGUCUCUCUAUCUCUCCAAAAAAGGCCAUAAGAUAGCACGCUACAAGUAGUCACAUCUAUUUGUGCCUCCCUUCUUUGCUGGGGACAAUGGGCUGGAACAGCAGAUUUCAGCUGCUUAUACGAACAAAGUCCUUUUUGUUUCUUCUUUUCCUAGCGUGAAAGGGUUAUACGAUCUUUCACAUGUAUGUACAGAAAAUAUUUCCUGAAUAUUUAUUUAAAGGGUUUAAAUCACUUUUGCUUUUGUUUAAAUAUUGCUUGAAGUUGAGCCGGAGUAUGGGAAAUCAGGUACACUCAUGAGAUGCUGCAUCAUUUUGCAGCCAGUCCAACUUUCAAGUAUAUAAUAUUUGCUAAUGUCCUUGCAUCUUCUCAAAUCAGGAACUGUACUUUUUUGGGUUUUUUUUUUUUUUUUUUUUUUACAGUUUGCUUAUAAAACUUGAACUCAUGGAAAAUGAAAAAAACGUGUGAUACAAUUACUGCUGUUCUAGCCCCUAAGAUUUUGUGAGAAACAACUAUUGUAGUUAAUAAAGUUGGGAGGGCGAACUUGGAAUGUUAAACUGCAGCCUUGCAAUCUUUUUACUUUAGUCACAGCACAAACAAACAAAAACAAUUAAAAACGGGAAAAAAAAAUCAUUUCACUAUUGUUGUUUUCACGUCUUGUAAAGUAUACCAUGUUCUCUUAGGGAACCUGAUCUCUUGGUUGUGUGAAGGGGUAGAGU
This is a messenger RNA of Xenopus laevis (African clawed frog), 3670 nucleotides long. It is a transcript of the gene ube3a.L, whose product is annotated as ubiquitin protein ligase E3A (human papilloma virus E6-associated protein, Angelman syndrome) L homeolog. The record is from RefSeq and is a predicted model, not a curated record. Gene Ontology annotation, molecular function: ubiquitin protein ligase activity; ubiquitin-protein transferase activity. Gene Ontology annotation, biological process: system development; protein K48-linked ubiquitination; ubiquitin-dependent protein catabolic process. NCBI's taxonomy places the organism in Eukaryota, Metazoa, Chordata, Amphibia, Anura, Pipidae. The coding region runs from base 175 to 2901 and encodes 908 amino acids. The transcript has 11 exons. Gene Ontology annotation, cellular component: cytosol; nucleus; cytoplasm.